UGUCUCCGUUUCGCUGCCAUUUUUUGUAGGAUCGUCUGUAUCUGUUUGAAUGGCGAAGGCUUCAGAAAAAUGUCCGACACUGUUAAAUUUUUGCCUAUAAAUUGAGGACAUUUAAAAAAAAAAAAAGGUGAAAGCAUUGCAAGGAAAGGAGUUUGGUGACAUUGGAAAGUGUUGUAAAGAGAGAAGUAAAGGUAGGAGAGGAAACAAGAGAGCCUGUCCAGGGCCGCAUCGGAUUUCCUGACUUAAGGGCCACAUCGUAUUUCUGGCAGGACCAACAGGAUGUCCGCUCCAACACCACAGGCUCACGACCGCAGUCGGACAGCGGAGGACGAGGAUGACCCGGUGGAUCAGAUGAUCGCUCGCACCGGCUGCACGGCCUUUCAUUACGCCGUACAGGAGUGCAUGGCGGAGCACCAGGACUGGAGGAAGUGUCAGGCGCAGGUGCAGAACUUUAAAGAUUGCAUGCAGGACUAUCAGAGGAAGAGGGCUGAGGAGCUGAUGAAGAAAAGGGGUCAGCUACAAGGACAGGCAUCCUAACCUGGGACAAUCCUACCAAAGAAGGACCAACCCGAGACACUCUGACACCAGAUUAUUGAGCAACGCCAGCCAAACAGUGCAAUACACCAAACUGUGGAGGCAAGCUAAAGAGACCCUGUCACCAGACCAUUUAUUUCAGAUGAUAUGUGCAUUUAAUGUAUUCAUGUUCUGUACCUGUAGAAGCCUCUCUUGUAUGGACAUCCAAAAGCCCUGAGACUGCUGCUGGGCACCUCCAACCUGGAUGUGAUUUCAGCAACCCAAACAGACUUAGAGCAGCCACUCAAGUGACCCUCUAUAGCGAGAGUCUUCAAACUAUGGCCAUCCAGUUGUUCAGGAACUACAAUUCCCAUCAUGCCUGUGAAUGUCAAGAGUUUUACA
Molecule: messenger RNA, 915 nt
Organism: Rana temporaria (common frog)
Lineage: Eukaryota; Metazoa; Chordata; Amphibia; Anura; Ranidae
Product: cytochrome c oxidase assembly factor 4 homolog, mitochondrial
Exons: 3
Coding region: 280-537 (85 amino acids)
Biological process (GO): mitochondrial respiratory chain complex IV assembly
Cellular component (GO): mitochondrial intermembrane space
Source: RefSeq, a predicted model, not a curated record